GUUCUAUGUGAGUUUAAAAUCAAACCAACCUUCCUGACGGCGUCGCAGGAAGUUGAAACGGAAACAUUUGUUUAUAGACAUGGCUCCCAGGAAUGUUGCUGUUGUCCGAGGAAAGAAGAGGAUGCUUUCUAUGGAAACGAAGCUGGAGAUAAUAAAGAAGUAUGAGGAUGGCAUACGAUUGAGUGUUAUCGCGAGGAAGUACGGCCGAAAUACGUCUACGAUAAGCACUAUUGUGAAAAUGAAGGACGCCAUCAAAGCAGCAAGACCUUCUAAGGGCGUGACUAUCCUUUCAAGCAAGAGGAGUCAGUUUCAUGAUGAGAUGGAGAGACGUCUUCUAGUCUGGAUUAAGGAAAAGAAAAUCGCCGGUGACAAGAUCAUCGACACGGCAGUCUGCCUCAAGGCCAGCGCCAUUUUCGAUCAUCUCGUGCACGAUGCGGGCGAAGGGACAUCGUGGCAUGCACCCCCAAAAUUCAAGGCUUCACGUGGGUGGCUUGAAAAAUUCAAGAAACGGACUGGCAUCCAUCCGGCGGAAGUGCAGCCAGCCAGCUCACGGGAUAAAUCCACCAGUGGUACCCUCAUUGGUCAAUCUCACGCUGGGAGCAAAUCACAUGCCUUGCUUGAGUGCCCGUGGAUCAACCAGAGGGGAAAAAAUAUGGAAUCGCUCUAUCAUGAAGAAGAAAUUGUGAGAUCGCCAGAGAUUAAAGAGGAAUCUGAGACUUACCCUACGUUUCGGAUUGGCUUCAUUGGCGCAGGAAACAUGGCUUUUGGCAUUGUGAAGGGCAUCUUGUCUGGGAAUGUUCUUCCUACAAAUGUCAAAGUGAGUGCACCAUCUCAGAGGAACCUUGGACGCUUUCAGGAGCUGAACAUUUCAACAACUCAUUCCAACACAGAUGUUGCCAGCAGUUCAGAUGUUAUCUUUGUAGCGGUCAAACCUCAUCUAGUUCCAACUAUUCUCAGUGAGAUCUCGCAGCACAUCACGGACAGACACAUAAUUGUGUCCGUCGCAGCAGGAGUUACUCUAGCAACAUUAGAGGAGCUCCUGCCACCUGGUUCACGUGUCAUCAGGUUGAUGCCAAAUCUACCAUGUGUGGUUCUUCAAGGUGCACUCUUAUUUGCACGGGGGACUCAUGCUAAACAAGAGCAUGGUGCCCUUUUACACUCCUUGUUGCAUUGCUGUGGUUUGGUGGAGGAAGGACCUGAGGCCUGGAUUGACAUCCAUACUGGACUAAGCGGGAGUGGAGUUGCUUUUGUAUACCUGUUUGCAGAGGCGCUGGCAGAAGGAGCAGUUAAAAUGGGCAUGCCCAGUGCUCUAGCCCACAGGAUUGCAUCGCAAACUGUUCUGGGUGCUGGUCAUUUAUUACGUGACUCGAAUAAGCAUCCAGCUCAGCUUCGUUCUGAGGUCUGCACCCCAGGUGGGACAACCAUCUAUGGACUUCACGCUCUGGAACAAGGAGGUGUGAGAGCAUCAACCAUGACUGCUGUGGAAUCUGCAACUGAGAGAGCAAGGGAGCUCGGCCGAAAGUCUGCAGCACUAGAAAGUAUGAAAUAGAAAUUGUCAACUGCCUUUUAGAACUAUGAAGUCUUAACAGCAAUCUUGCUGACCUUUUCUGCGUGGGAAAGUGUUACAAUAAAAUAUUUCCUUGGA
Molecule: messenger RNA, 1645 nt
Organism: Corythoichthys intestinalis (scribbled pipefish)
Lineage: Eukaryota; Metazoa; Chordata; Actinopteri; Syngnathiformes; Syngnathidae
Gene: pycr3
Product: pyrroline-5-carboxylate reductase 3
Exons: 10
Coding region: 80-1549 (489 amino acids)
Biological process (GO): L-proline biosynthetic process
Molecular function (GO): pyrroline-5-carboxylate reductase activity; DNA binding
Source: RefSeq, a predicted model, not a curated record